This is a messenger RNA of Pimephales promelas (fathead minnow), 3916 nucleotides long. RefSeq lists its product as uncharacterized. The record is from RefSeq and is a predicted model, not a curated record. Lineage: Eukaryota; Metazoa; Chordata; Actinopteri; Cypriniformes; Leuciscidae.
UGUACUUAGGUCAGUAAAUCACAAUGAGUUGGACAUUUGAAGGUGCACAAGCUGAGAUGUGUUAGAGGCUACACCUGUUAAAGACUGAGGUUCUAGUGUUAGAACAAAUUAUUUUUCACGUAUUUGGAUACUAGCAUCAUUUGGGGAAAUGAUUGGGAUAAGCUACACAUCUUCAUUCAUUUUGAUCCUGAGUCUGUCUCUUAUUUCAGAUAUCACUUCAUUUUCAUCUAGUGUUUAUGAAACAGCUACAGAUGAUCCUACAGCUAUAGAAGAUCCUACAGCUACAGUAAACUCCACUCAUGCACCAGAAAUUUCAACAACUAUUGAAAUCCUAGCAACCAGCAGCCCUUCAAGUACAGAAAAAACCUCUACAACUCCAGAUGAAAGUACAACAGGGAUUUCCAGUGGAACUUCAGGAGAUCCUACAACUACAGUCGACAACACUUCUGCACCAGAAAUUUCAACAACUACUGAAAUCCCAGCAACCAGCAGCCCUUCAACUACAGAAAAAACCUCUACAACUCCAGAUGAAAGUACAACAGGGAUUUCUGGUGGAACUUCAGGAGAUCCUACAACUACAGUCGACAACACUUCUGCACCAGAAAUUUCAACAACUAUUGAAAUCCCAGCAACCAGCAGCCCUUCAAGUACAGAAAAAACCUCUACAACUCCAGAUGAAAGUACAACAGGGAUUUCCGGUGGAACUUCAGGAGAUCCUACAACUACAGUCGACACCAGUCAUGCACCAGAAAUUUCAACAACUGUUGAAAUCCCAGCAACCAGCAGCCCUUCAAGUACAGAAAAAACCUCUACAACUCCAGAUGAAAGUACAACAGGGAUUUCCGGUGGAACUUCAGGAGAUCCUACAACUACAGUCGACAACACUUCUGCACCAGAAAUUUCAACAACUAUUGAAAUCCCAGCAACCAGCAGCCCUUCAAGUACAGAAAAAACCUCUACAACUCCAGAUGAAAGUACAACAGGGAUUUCCGGUGGAACUUCAGGAGAUCCUACAACUACAGUCGACACCAGUCAUGCACCAGAAAUUUCAACAACUGUUGAAAUCCCAGCAACCAGCAGCCCUUCAAGUACAGAAAAAACCUCUACAACUCCAGAUGAAAGUACAACAGGGAUUUCCGGUGGAACUUCAGGAGAUCCUACAACUACAGUCGACACCAGUCAUGCACCAGAAAUUUCAACAACUGUUGAAAUCCCAGCAACCAGCAGCCCUUCAAGUACAGAAAAAACCUCUACAACUCCAGAUGAAAGUACAACAGAGAUUUCCGGUGGAACUUCAGGAGAUCCUACAACUACAGUCGACAACACUUCUGCACCAGAAAUUUCAACAACUAUUGAAAUCCCAGCAACCAGCAGCCCUUCAAGUACAGAAAAAACCUCUACAACUCCAGAUGAAAGUACAACAGGGAUUUCCGGUGGAACUUCAGGAGAUCCUACAACUACAGUCGACAACACUUCUGCACCAAAAAUUUCAACAACUAUUGAAAUCCCAGCAACCAGCAGCCCUUCAAGUACAGAAAAAACCUCUACAACUCCAGAUGAAAGUACAACAGGGAUUUCCGGUGGAACUUCAGGAGAUCCUACAACUACAGUCGACACCAGUCAUGCACCAGAAAUUUCAACAACUGUUGAAAUCCCAGCAACCAGCAGCCCUUCAAGUACAGAAAAAACCUCUACAACUCCAGAUGAAAGUACAACAGGGAUUUCUGGUGUAACUUCAGGAGAUCCUACAACUACAGUCGACACCACUCAUGCACCAGAAAUUUCAACAACUAUUGAAAUCACAACAACCGGUGAAACUUCAAGUACAGCAGAAAGCACAACAGGGAUUUCUGGUGUAACUUCAGGAGAUCCUAUUACAGUUACGACAGAUUCUGCUAAAACAACAGAUGAUGCCAUCACUACAGCAUAUAUAGCGACAACUACAGGCGCAAUCGGGACUUCAGGAAUUGUUACCGCUUCAACUACUAAGGGUGACACAUCUACCGAAAAUAUUGACACAACUACAGGAGCUGUCACUUCUAUUUCUGCUAGUGUCACGAUUACAGAAGAUAUUGCUACAGGAGACACCAACUCCACACCAAAUCCUGCCUCAACUACAGCUGAUGUCACCACUCCAAAAGAUCCUGUUAUGACUACCGCAACAACACCAACAACAACACCACCAACAACAACAAGAUCUACUCAGUCAACGACUAAAACCACAACCUCCAAACCUAUUCAAUGUGAAAAUGGUGGAACUCCACAUCCAAACAACCUGGCUUGUAUCUGUCUGAGUGGUUAUACGGGGUUAUACUGCAGUAACGUUAACAAUGAAAUUGUCCAAGAGGUCAUUGACAGGGCAGUUCAAGUUGCAAUUGAAGUGAAUAAAGAGUUUACUCCUGAAUAUGAAAACUCAUCAUCUGAAAUAUAUAAAGAAUUUGUUGAUGAUUUCAUACUUAUGGUUGACCCCUUCUAUAGCGAAAUACCUAAUUUUGUGAGUGUGAAGAACAUAAGAAUAAGUGCUGGUGGACCGAUAAAAAAAAGGAAUAGAGGAAAAAUAAGCUUGCCUUUGAAUGAUACCCCACAAAGUCUGAAAGUUCAGCAUGAUGCUAUUUUUUCCAUUAAAAACGAUGAAAAUGCCAACGAUGAUUAUGAUGAUAUACUCAAAGAGGUGAAUGAGACUCUCCAAAGCUUAACAAACAUUUCAGGCGUAAAUUCUGUUGCUGCAUCACCGACUGAGCUAAAUGCCAAAGAGUUGUGUGCUGAGGCUAUAAAAAAUAUUACUGAAGACUUCCAAAAGCAUUAUGUUGGUGUUGUGGUGGGUGGCAAAGUGUUAUGUGUGACUUCAUGCAAUAACAAUCAUCCUGAACCAAAAGAGUGUUUGAACGAAGGCACCUGUGCAGUUUCUAAACAAGGUCCAUCCUGCUAUUGCCACCAAACUAAUGCUGAGUGGUACUUGGGAAAGGACUGCCAUUUCCAGGUGAACAAAGUUGGAUUAUAUGCCGGAUUGGGAACAGUGGCAGCCAUUGCAGUAAUAACUAUAGCAAUCCUGACAGUUUAUCUCGUGAGAAACAAACGGGUGGUAAAAAGGAAUAAAGACAUUAAGCAAGAGCUAGUGAAAGAAUGGUUAGAUGAUGACUUUGAGUGGCCACCACAAAACAAAAGAUCAUACACAGAUGGCACAUAUGAUAAUCCUGUAUACUCACAUAAGCAGGACAGUUUAGGAAAACCAGAUUUCUCUGCAGAUCGAUUCUACAACCCGAAUUUCUCACCUGAUCCUGAUAUUCAUCUCCGCUAUCUUCAGAGAGAUCAGCCUAUGAAAAUGGACAGACCUCAGAUCCGGUCAUCAUUUGAUAUUUAGUGUAAUCUUAAUGCGCAGAAUUUAACGUAAGUGGGGUGGCUCUGUUUGACAUAUUGAAUAUAUUUGUUGCUUUGAUGCUUUCAAAAUGUCCAGUAUUGAUGUAUUAAGCUCAAUUCAGUUGCAAAUAGAGUUCUAUUUGUACAAUACAAUUUAGCAGUAGUACAAUUGUGCAUAUAUUCUGUAUCUCAGAUGUGUGACAAACAUUGUCUGGACAUAUGUUUCAUUAGAUGAAGAGAAGCAGUGAAAUGCCCUGCUACACUUCAGAUAUAUUAUUAAAAUAAUGAAGGUAGCAAAAUAAGAAUAUAAUGUAGAACUAUAUAAUUUUACAGAUUUUACUUUGUUAGAGCUCCUUCAGGUGUCUUUGUGUUUUAUUAUUGUUGUUCAUUAUUACAUUGGAUUAAUCUUGGUUUGUUUUUUACAUAUUACAAAAUUACAUAUUGAUCACAAAUUAUUUAUUAACAUUACUCCACAAAUUAUUUAUUAUCAUUAAACUGCACACGUUUGUAAAUUGACCCUUGUUUAUGUUCAAAUAAAUAAAUAAAUAUCUAUUCUCAA